This is a messenger RNA of Gallus gallus (chicken), 3105 nucleotides long. RefSeq names its product interferon regulatory factor 8 (gene IRF8). NCBI's taxonomy places the organism in Eukaryota, Metazoa, Chordata, Aves, Galliformes, Phasianidae. The transcript is spliced from 9 exons. Gene Ontology annotation, biological process: regulation of transcription by RNA polymerase II; immune system process. Gene Ontology annotation, molecular function: DNA-binding transcription factor activity, RNA polymerase II-specific; protein binding; RNA polymerase II cis-regulatory region sequence-specific DNA binding. Gene Ontology annotation, cellular component: nucleus. The record is from RefSeq and is a predicted model, not a curated record. Bases 1002 to 2279 code for a protein of 425 amino acids.
GGGGGCGCGUUGGGGUGCGGAGUGGGGUGUGCGGAAGGUAAUUAGUGGGGUGUGUGGGGACCGGGGUGUGUUGGGGGGGCGGGUGGUAGGGUGUUGGGAGGGUUUGGCUGGUGGGUUUUAGGGUCGCGGUGGUUUUAGGGUUGUCGGAGUGGGGAGUGUAGAGUGCUGGUGGUGCAGGGGUAAGGCUUUAGGGUUCUCGUUUGUAGGGCUUUAGGGUGCUGGGAGUGAGCAGGGUACGGGCAUAGGGUGCUUGGGGUGGGGGUGUUAGGAUGGUGGGGGACAGGGUGGUGCUGGGGGUGCAGGAGGUAGGAUUGGGGGGGUGCUGGAAUGGAGGCUUCAGUGUGUUGGGGGAUAGGGCUUCAAUGUGCUGAGGUUGUAGGGUGCUGGGCAGGCAGGGUCCUGGGGGUGGAUGGAGGUGAGCUGUGGGCUGUGGGAUUGGAGUUUUAGGGCGCUGUGUGUGCAUAGUAGGGCAGGCAGGGUACAGGGUUGUAAGAGGUUGGGCCUUCAGGGUGCUGGGAGGGGUGCUUAUAGGGAGCUGGGUGUGCGGGAAAUAGGAUCUUCGGGUGGUGGGAUGUGAAGUUUUAAGCUAAUGAGAACGAGUUUAUGAGAGGAUGGGUUGAGUUGGCUUUCUCAUGGCUGCUCCACUAAGCCAUUUAGCUAAAAACAAGCUGAGACCAGAAAUGGGGUGACCUCACCCCCCUCGGGUCCCUCAGCAGGGCCCUGGUCCUGUCCUCGAGAGGAUGUGGUUGCAUGGCCCUGCUCCCUGCGGUGACCCUGCUGCUACCUGCACUGCUCCUUGCUGUUCUCACGCUGCGUGAGAACACCCUUCUUAUCCCCCCCCCCCCCCCCCCAUUGCUAUCGUAUUGGGAGCUGUGUGCCUCUACAGUGUCACUUCUUUAGGUGACAGCAUAGUUCCUAUGGGGCUGAUCCCAAAAAGAGGAGCCGUUGCAAGGCAGCCUGUUGCUGCGACAGAGCUUUGAGCGGCGGCAGGAGGAUAAAGGAUGUGUGACCGCAAUGGUGGCAGGCGGCUGCGGCAGUGGCUGAUCGAGCAGAUUGACAGUGAGCAGUACCCGGGGCUCAUCUGGGAGAAUGAGGAGAAAACCAUGUUCCGCAUCCCCUGGAAGCACGCAGGGAAGCAGGACUACAACCAGGAGGUGGACGCUUCCAUUUUCAAGGCUUGGGCUGUUUUCAAAGGCAAAUUCAAAGAAGGUGACAAAGCAGAGCCGGCCACCUGGAAGACACGGCUGCGCUGUGCCUUGAACAAGAGCCCUGACUUUGAGGAGGUGACAGACAGAUCCCAGCUGGACAUCUCUGAGCCCUACAAGGUGUACAGGAUCGUGCCAGAGGAGGAGCAGAAAUGCAAAAUCGGUGUUGGGAACGGGAGCAGCCUGACUGACGUUGGAGACAUGGACUGCAGCCCCUCUGCCAUCGAUGACCUGAUGAAGGAGCCUCCUUGUGUGGAUGAAUACCUGGGGAUCAUCAAGAGAAGCCCCUCACCUCCACAGGAGACCUGCAGAAACCCCCCAAUACCAGACUGGUGGAUGCAGCAGCCCAGCCCCUCUUUGCCCCUGGUGAAUGGGUACACUGGCUAUGAGCAGCAUCAUUCGGGCUACUCCCAGAUGGUGAUCACCUUCUUCUACAGCGGGAGGCUGGUGGGGCACAUCACCACCUCGUAUCCUGAGGGCUGCAGGCUGUCCCUCAGCCAACCCUCUAACCACGGUGAGAAGCUCUACACCCCUGACAGCCUGGAGCACGUGAGGUUCCCCUCAGCCGAAGCCAUCCAGAAUGACCGUCAGAAGCAGAUCACCAAGAAGCUCUUUGGGCACCUAGAGAGGGGCGUCCUGCUGCACAGCAACAAGCAGGGCAUCUUCAUCAAGAGGCUGUGUCAGGGAAGGGUCUUCUGGAGUGGGAACACGGUGGUGUACAAGGACAGGCCAAGCAAACUGGACCGGGAUGAGGUGGUGAAGAUAUUCGACACCAACUUGUUCUUUAGAGAGCUGCAGCAGUACUACAACAACCAGGGCCGCUUCCCAGACAGCAGGGUCAUGUUGUGCUUUGGAGAGGAGUUCCCAGACACGGUGCCACUGCGGUGUAAGCUCAUCCUUGUCCAGGUGGAGCAGCUGUGCGUCAGGCAGGUGAUGGAGGAGGCCGGCAAGACCUGCAGCAGCCCCAUGCUGCCUGAUGACGUGCAGCAGGAGCAGGUGUACAGGAUCUUCCAGGACAUCUGUGGGCCGCACCAACGGCCGCUGUUCAGAGAGAACCAGCAGAUCGCCGUGUGAGCCUCCGUGGGCACAGCGUGGGGUCUGGGUGACUCCAGACCAGUUGGGAUCCAUUAGUGCCUAAAAAUUCCCCUUUGUUUGGCGAGUUGGUUCAUGAUCUUAGCUGUCUCCAGUCCAAAAAUCUGCGUAAGCACAGCGGUCCAAAGUAACAGCCCCUUUUGGUCUGAGAACCGCCAUUGGAAGGAGGUGGCGACUCCUGGAAAGGCCUUACGGUGCUCAAAUGCAGCAAAUCCUUAGCAGAAGUAAUUCUUUUUCUUUUUUCCCCCAAAGAAUUUGCAAUCCUGCUGAAGUCUGUGGUAUGCCUUCCAUGGGGGAAAAAAACCUCCUCGAGGCCCUCUUUAUUUUUGCAGUGAGGUUUAUAUUUUUGUCUGUCAUAUUGGAAGUAUUUUGAAAUUCAGAGAGGGAUGCAGAAAUUCUGUAUGUAAAUGUUGACUAUGAGAACGUAGGGAUCUUAACUUCUCCCACCCCAAACCAGAGUUUAUAUAAACAGAUAUCUUCUAUUUUAAAGAUAGCAGUGUAGUGUUCAUAGGUUGGCUUCACCCUCCCAAAGUGCAUGUGUUGGUCUCUCCCAAGCAUGAGCAGGCAGCAGCUUCCAUGUGUCAAUCCUCAUUAACGUGCUUUGUGUGUGUGCCCAGCGCUGGGGAGCUCCUUGGGCAUGGCCUUGUGCCUUGCAGCUGCCACAAAGCACCAUGGACCAAAGGACCUUGCGGAUGUGCAUGCAAUGAGGCUGCCUAUUUAUUUGAUGCCUAAGAUUUUGUUAAAUGGUUUUGUAAUUUCUUUUUUUUUUUUUUGUACCUUCCUGCAAUUAAAAGUGCUAUAUUUUGUA